Molecule: messenger RNA, 172 nt
Organism: Symbiodinium sp. CCMP2592
Lineage: Eukaryota; Dinophyceae; Suessiales; Symbiodiniaceae
Source: the annotation of a GenBank genome assembly
GUCGUGAAGCGACCGAGCCUACGAAAGCGCUCUUCAGGCGAGGACUUUGCAUUCCAACGUCGGCUCUCCUGGAAGGAUCUCUCGAACCCGAGGCCUUCUGCGCCGACGUCUCCGGUAGCAGAUGGCUCACCUCCUCAGCCUCGGAGCGGAACACGACGGACUCCCAGCCCAG